UUAGCUGGGUCAUAAAGAACGCAUGUUUCACCAUUUUAAUUCUCUCUCCCCCUCUUUAACUCACUCUUUCCUACUCCGCUCUUCUCCUCUUUCCUCCUAAAUUCUCUAAACUCCCUAUGUUCUUUUCCACCUCCUCAAACCCACCAGCCAAGACUUCUCUCUCUGUCUCUACCUUGAGCCACAAAAGUCACCAUGAACACAAAGACAAGUAAGAAGAUGAGAGGAUUCAUGUGCAAUUCACCGGCAGCGACAGCCGUGUGCAUCACCGGUGACGCCCGGUCAGUUAUAGUGCCGAGGAGGCCAGACAGAUCGUCGGUGGCGCUUGCCCAUCAUGCCAUGCUGAGCAACUCAUUAUCGUCCAAGUACACUCGCCUCGUUGAGUCUCAGAGGUUCUCUCCCUUCUCAUCUGAUAAUCAUCCCUUGAUGACUCGACCGACACUGCAAUUGUCAUCAUCAUCAUUCUUCCUCAGAGAUCGAGAACGAGGACGAAAACCAUCUUCCACUGCUUCCUCUUCCCUCACUUCAUCUACCUCCAAUCCCGUCUUUCAGGUGGUAGUUAUGAGAGUAUCCCUUCAUUGUCAAGGCUGUGCUGGCAAGGUGAAGAAACAUUUAUCUAAGAUGGAAGGAGUGACUUCUUUCAGUAUAGAUUUGGAGUCAAAGAGGGUAACUGUGAUGGGACACAUCUCACCUGUGGGAGUUCUGGAGAGCAUAUCAAAGGUGAAGAAAGCAGAGUUCUGGGGUACUAAGGAAGAACAUUAGGUAUACAAAGGAAGAAUAUUAGAUUUACCAAGGAAGGAGAUAAGAUGUUUCAGUGUUUGAUUUCUGUAGUUGGGACUUGGGGGUUGGGUGAAGUGGGUUUUAAGUUUUAACUUGGGCGGUCCAGGAAUUGGGACAUUUCAGUGCAAGACAUGAUAAGGUUGGGUGGGUUUGGUGGGUCAUGGGCUUAUGGGCUGAUGAGUAUGGGAAGCAGAGAUCAUGGAAUAUAGUUGGCAACAGUGGAAACCAGUAGGACUUGGAUGGCGAUGUGUAGUUGACAGGAGGUGGUCUUCAAAUUUGAUGCCUAAUUCUGGGAUUAUUGGUCUUAUUUGUAGAUAAAGACUUUCAGAUAUUUUUCCUUGUUUUAGUACUUAGCUUUUCUAUCUUAAGAUCUGAUUCAGACUA
Macadamia integrifolia is the source of this 1161-nucleotide messenger RNA. RefSeq names its product protein SODIUM POTASSIUM ROOT DEFECTIVE 1-like. Lineage: Eukaryota; Viridiplantae; Streptophyta; Magnoliopsida; Proteales; Proteaceae. The record is from RefSeq and is a predicted model, not a curated record. Bases 193 to 759 code for a protein of 188 amino acids. The transcript is spliced from 3 exons. Gene Ontology annotation, molecular function: metal ion binding.